Messenger RNA from Phalaenopsis equestris, 3099 nucleotides. RefSeq names its product putative ion channel POLLUX-like 2. The record is from RefSeq and is a predicted model, not a curated record. Bases 80 to 2593 code for a protein of 837 amino acids. Gene Ontology annotation, biological process: monoatomic ion transport. The transcript has 25 exons. Lineage: Eukaryota; Viridiplantae; Streptophyta; Magnoliopsida; Asparagales; Orchidaceae.
CGCUACCACGCUUCCAGAUACUUGGCAAUUUGCGAAUUGAGCCUAGUCUCUCAAUCCAAUACUUGCGGGUAUUUUGGUGAUGGCUCGGAUGCAUUUUGCGGCCUUAUGGAGCUCGCCAUGUCUUCUCGUGGUCGCAGCCACUCAAACUCCCGCCGCGGAGCUACGGAGGAGCUCUUUUUUAAAAUGUUGGCGCUUGCAGCCUUUGGCCCCACAUACGCAUUUUUCUUGCAAUUGUGACAGAGGGAAAUGGAAGGCCAGAGCUGAAAACGGGUUAAAUAAUGGUAUAACUUUAAAAAGAAAACAUCUUAAAGUAAGCCAUUCACCACAAACUUUGGAGGGUCGCCUAUUACGAUUUUUCCAAAUUUUCCAGCUACGCUACUCUAUAUCUAGUUCUGCAUUGUCAAAUUCCUUUUUCUGGAUUAUAUUGACAGUCAAGAUGGUCAAGUCAUUGGUGUUUCAAAAGCUUGGCAGUGCAAACUUGCCCUUGGCUUGUGUGUCUAACUCAAUUAACAGACCAGUAUCACUUCAAUUGGAUGUAUCUCUCCCUUCUAUUGAAGAUAUUAGAUGGAGUUUCUCUAGGUUGUAUUAUUUAUUCAACAUGCAGCUUGACAGGAAUAUUGGAACGUUUUUCGUUGCCUUACUAGCAGCAUGUUUCUCAUUCGUCAUAGUUGGAGGUUUUUUAUUUUACAAGUUCAGGAACAAGAAGCAGUCUCUAGAAGAUUGUUUUUGGGAAGCUUGGGCUUGCCUUUGUUCGUCAUCUACUCAUUUGCGGCAAAGAACACGUGUUGAGCGUAUUCUUGGUCUUGUCUUGGCCAUUUGGGGCUUACUAUUUUAUUCUCGCUUGUUGAGCACGAUGACAGAACAAUUCAGAUAUAAUAUGCAAAAGAUCCGAGAAGGAGCACAGCUACAAGUUAUGGAGACUGACCAUAUAAUUAUAUGUGGUGUUAACAGUCAUCUAAUGUUUAUAUUAAAGCAACUAAAUAGGUUCCAUGAGUCUGCAAUUCGUCUGGGAACUGCUAAAGCAAGGAAGCAACGGGUUCUUCUCUUGUCUGAUCUUCCAAGGAAGCAAAUAGAAAAGCUUGGUGAUAGUAUUACCAAAGAUUUGAAUCAUAUUGAUAUCCUUACAAAGAGUUGCAGCCUUGGCUUGACAAAGUCUUUUGAAAGAGCAGCCGCCAGCAGAGCACGAUCUAUUAUUAUGUUACUGGCAAAGAAUGACUGGUAUGAAGUUGAUACAGAUGCAUUUCUCUCUUUAUUAGCUUUGCAACCUUUACCGAAAAUAACUUCUGUUCCAACCAUUAUUGAGGUUUCUAAUUCUGGCACAUGUGAUCUUUUGAAAUCAAUCACUGGUGUAAAUGUUGAGCCAGUGGCAAUGGUUGCAUCUAAAUUGUUUGUUCAGUGUUCACGGCAGAAGGGGCUCUUGAAAAUUUAUCGUCAUCUUCUUAAUUAUAGAAAAAACGUGUUCAGUCUCUGUACUUCGCCAAAUUUAGUUGGACUGCAGUAUAAGCAUGCACGAUGUGGAGUCAAAGAGGGAAUCGUUUGCGGACUCUUUAGGUCUGCAAAAGUAAAUUUCCACCCAAAUGAUGAAGAAGUAAUCAAAGAUACUGAUAAAAUUUUGCUUAUAGCACCUGUUUUGGGGAAACAAAAACCUCAAAUUUUGCUCCCUCAAACUGCUUCUAUGGAGUCUGUUGCUUCUGGAAAUCAGAAGGUUGCAGAACAAGGGACCUCAUCUAUGAUCCUUGAGUUGAGGAAAGCACGCUUUGACAGGAUUGCAAAGCGUCCUUCCAAAUCAACAUCCAAGGCAAGUGAUUGGAAUCUUGGACCGAAAGAGUGCAUCCUUAUGGUUGGAUGGAGGCCAAAUGUUUGUGAAAUGAUCAAGGAAUAUGAUAGUUAUCUUGGGCCUGGCAGUAUAGUGGAAAUCCUUUCCGAGGCUACCAUCAGUGAAAGAAGCGGAGUAAAACCUACAGUACCAAAUCAAUUGAAAAAUAUUAAGGUUCAUCAUAGGGUUGGGAAUCCCAUGAACUAUGAAACAUUGAAGGAAUCUAUUUUGAAUCUCAGUAAGACAUCCAAGAAUACGAAAGGGAUUCCAUUAUCAAUCGUUGUAAUAUCUGAUAGAGAGUGGUUGACCAAAGAUUCAUCCGAAGCUGACAAGCAUUCAGCGUAUACACUUCUACUUGCGGAAAGCAUUUGCAAUAAACAUGGCAUUAAGGUGGAUAACCUGGUAGCGGAAAUUGUUGAGACGAGACUGGGAAAACAAAUUUCAAAAAUACGGCCAUCCUUAUCUUUCAUUGGGGGCGAGGAGGUGAUGAGUCUGGUUACUGCUCAAGUGGCUGAGUGUCGUGAGCUGAAUAUGGUCUGGAAAGACAUUCUAAAUGCUGAUGGGGAUGAAAUAUACAUAAAGGAAAUUGGCUUCUAUAUGAAGAAGGGUGAGACCGCAUCAUUUGCAGAGCUUUCCGAGAGAGCCAUUUUACGUCGCGAAGUUGCAAUUGGUUUUGUGAAACAAAAUAAGCUGGUCAUUAAUCCAAGCAACAAGUCAGAUCCGCUCACAUUUGAUAUGACCGAUUCACUUAUCGUAAUAUCUGAGCUUGAAAGAUAGCAGCCUAUGGUUUACUAUGGCUAAGUUAUGAUCAUUCUUAAAGAGUUAAAUCUCCACAAACCAAGUCGUUUCCAUACCGGCCUUUUAUGUACCAUUGAAAUACUUGGGCAAAACAAGCUUUUGUUUCCAGAAUAAUGGGGAUGCAAAGAGCAGCAUUCACAGCAUGAUCUAUGUUACUUCAUUCCAACGUUUUUUGUUUAAAUAAAUUUGAAUAUUUGUGUAAAAUCCUGAUUCAGGAACAUUUGAAGGGAAAAUUCCUUUUUCAUGAGAUGACUGUUUGACGCGGGUGCGAAGGUCCCCAAGUGGAUGGGAUGCAGGUGCUGGAAGGCUCCCGUGCGAGCGGCAACAAUGGAUCGGUCCCAACCGGUCCUGGGAAUUCUCGAGCCAAGCGGCUCGGACAAGCCUCUUGACAAGGCGAACGGCCUCCCACGCCUCUGUCCGCCUUCCAGUUCUGCGUCUUCUUCGUAUGGAAGUAUUUUAAUGGUUAUUUCUGGAUUUUCUUACAU